UGUGUGUGUGUUAGUGAGACAGUGAGAGUAGGGAGUGAGUAGAGAUCGCAGACUAUAGAGGAGCAGAGAGUGGUGCGGCGGGUGACAGUGAGAGCAGCAGGCAGUUAGCGCGCAGUAGUGUAGUCCCCUGUCACUAGUUGCAGGCUCAGUAGUAGCAGCAGCUGCUCACUAGGAGGAUGGUGUGAGUGCAGCAGCCUCUCUCUCUCUCUGUCUCUCUCCUCCUCUGUCUGUCUCCCUCCCUCUCUCCCCGGCUCUCUGUGCCGGAUGGUGUGCGGGGCUCCCCGGGCAGGGGAUGUGAUCUGCCCGGCCACGGGAACACAGCGGCCGGCGCGAUGAUCAGGAUCUUCCCGGACUUCAGCGUGCAGGUGACGGCGGCUCCGGGGACUGGCGGGGCUCCUCCCGAUCCCGGGGCGGCCAGAAGCGGUGGAGCUAACGGGAACCACCAGCAUAAUGUGCCCGGGGUCAGCUCCUACCAACAGCGGGGAGCCUCCAGACCUAUCAGCGCAUGUCCCGCCCCCUGUCCUCCAGAUCUCAACCUAAGUUUACAAGCUCUGCGAAAAGAAAAGUCGAGGGACGCGGCUCGCUCUCGACGUGGGAAGGAGAACUUUGAGUUUUACGAGCUGGCCAAACUUCUCCCGCUCCCUGGAGCCAUCACCAGUCAGCUUGAUAAGGCAUCCAUCAUCAGGCUGACCAUCAGCUACCUGAAGAUGAGAGACUUUGCCAACCAGGGUGACCCACCCUGGAACCUACGUAUAGAAGGUCCUCCACCGAACACCUCUGUUAAAGUUAUAGGGUCCCAGCGGCGGAGGAGUCCCAGCUCUGUGGCGACUGAUGUUUUUGAAUCUCAUCUGGGAAGUCACAUUCUCCAGUCUCUGGACGGAUUUGUAUUUGCACUAAACCAAGAAGGAAAGUUUUUGUACAUUUCGGAGACUGUGUCCAUCUACCUUGGCUUGUCUCAGGUGGAACUGACGGGAAGCAGUAUGUUUGACUAUGUGCACCCAGGGGACCACGUAGAGAUGGCAGAGCAGCUUGGCAUGAAACUUCCCCCUGGGCGAGGGCUUCUAUCCCAGAGUGCCAAUGAUGAUGGAGCCAGUUCAGCAUCCUCAUCUUCGCAGUCAGAGACCCCUGAGCCGGUGGAGUCCACCAGUCCCGGGAUUCUCCCUCAGGAUAAUUCUUUGGAACGCUCCUUUUUUAUCAGGAUGAAAUCCACCCUGACCAAGAGAGGGGUGCACAUCAAAUCCUCGGGGUACAAGGUUAUCCACGUCACUGGGCGACUUCGUCUCCGCGUGUCCCUAUCCCAUGGACGUUCAGGGGCCGGGCAAGUGAUGGGUCUUGUGGUGGUGGCUCAUGCCCUCCCUCCCCCAACCAUCAAUGAAGUUCGAAUCGACUGCCAAAUGUUUGUAACUCGUGUCAACAUGGACCUCAAUAUUAUAUACUGUGAAAAUAGGAUCAGUGAUUACAUGGACCUCAAUGCUGUGGAUCUGAUGGGUAAAAGAUGCUAUCACUUUAUCCAUGCCGAGGAUGUGGAGGGCAUCAGGCACAGCCAUCUUGACUUGUUAAACAAGGGGCAGUGCGUCACCAAGUAUUACCGCUGGAUGCAGAAGAACGGGGGCUAUAUCUGGGUCCAGUCCUGUGCCACUAUCUCUAUAAAUGCCAAGAAUGCCAAUGAGAGAAACAUCAUCUGGGUCAACUAUAUUCUUAGUUUGCAAGAAUACAAGGACAUCCCCAUGGAUAUCGCCCAGCUUCCGCACUUACCUGAGAAGACAUCAGAAUCCUCUGAGACAUCUGACUCUGAUUCGGACUCCAAGGAUAAUUCAGAAGACAAUGAAAAUCCAAAGUCAGAUGGAAAGGGAAAUCUCUCAGAACAGAGCGAAGAUCCAGAACCAGACCACAAGCAGCCGGGGGCCCAUUCUGAUCCAGAGAUGAACUGUGAUGAAGAAGGAAACAGUUCUAGUGAUGCCUGCAGUGAGGAAAGUGAAGAAAGUGAAGACUGUGAAUUGAGGAAAGCAGAGGUGGUGAUGGAGCAAGGGGGGCUGAGUGCUCUGGGAGGUAUUGGUGCCCUGGAUACGUUAGGCCCAAUGCACAUAAAGGUGGAGCGUUACGCAGAGAGUGAGGCAGAUAUGCGAGGGCCGGAUUCUUUGAGCUCAGACAGUGCCAAGGACUCAGAGAGUGUAGAAGAAGACGAAGAUGAUGAUGGAAUCCAAGUAGCAGGGGUUCUAAGCCGUCACCAGAGGAGGAAAAGAAGGAGAAGAAACAGGACAGGACCAUGUGGAGGACGCAGGAGAAGAUUGUCAGGAGGAUGUAGCCCAGGUGGCAUAGAGAGCUCACUGGGGGACCCUCCUAGACUUCUCCCCUCCACCCCUCCUCCCACAGGAGGCUGCUCCUCUUCCUCUGUACUUAAGAUCAAAACAGAAAUGGCAGAGCCCAUCAACUUUGACAAUGACAGUAGCAUCUGGAACUUUCCUCCAAACAGGGAAAUCUCCCGUAAUGAGUCUCCCUACAGUAUGACCAAGCCUCCCACAGGAGGUGAGCACUUCUCCCCCUCCCCGUCCUCCUCAACUGCCCCCCAAGCCCUUCAUGUUUCCAUUCCAGACUCUGUCCUCACGCCCCCAGGUGGGACAGAAAGUGCUGGACGCAGCAAACUGCAAUUUGCUGGAUCCUCAGCAGGUUUGGCUACUGUCGGUUCAGACCCCCUUUCCCCUCCCCUCUCCGCUUCACCCCGGGAAAAGCCACCACAGACCAGUGGCCCAUCUAACUCUCUUCUGUACGCAGGGGAGCUGGAAGCUCUGCAGAGGCUUCAGGCUGGAAAUGUGGUUUUGCCCCUUGUGCAUCGUGUGGCAGGGACAUUAGCAGCCACUGGAAGUAGUGGGCAGAGGGUAUAUACCACAGGCACCAUUCGUUAUGCCCCUGCAGAGGUAACACUGGGCAACCUCCUUCCAAACACUCACCCUGUGAACUUUGUAGAUGUGAAUGGCCCAGGAUUUGGACUGGACCCCAAAACCCCAAUGGAGAUGCUCUACCACCAUGUCCACCGGUUAAAUAUGUCUGGCCCGUUUGGAGGAGCUGUGUCAGGAGCUGGGCUUACCCAAGUGCCAGCUGCUAGUGUCUUCACAACAGCAGAGGGAAUCUUCUCAUCUCUCCCCUUCCCAGUGUACAGCAAUGGCAUCCAUGCAGCACAGACUCUAGAACGGAAAGAGGACUGAGGGAAUGAGGCAAAAUGUGAAUGAGAGGAGGAAGAGGAGGAGAAAGAAAGGACAGACUGCAGAGAGCGAGAGAGCGGAGAAAGACCUUCUAAAGGAACUGCAGAAUGUAGGUUGUUAUGUACAGGGGUUUGGGGCAGCUAAAUCUGGCCCCUCCAUGUCUCCUCCUUUGCUGCCUAUUCCAAAGCCGUAAGGGGAGGUGGUGUGUACGAGCCAGUAUUAUAAGAUAUUGCUCUCCCCAAAAGCAGUCUGGGACCAGUAGCCCCGUCUUCCGUGCCACACACACAAACAAUAACAGGGCUGCACAAGGCAUUGAUUCCCCUGCCCCAUUAGGACACUUCCAUCGGCUUUGGUUUAGUUAGCAGGUGCCUCUCCAGGGGACCGACGGCACUGUGCCCGUUGCUCCAUCAUUUAGUGAAGGGGCAGCGGCUGUGUUCCUUUACAACAUAAAAUAUUCCAGCACUUUGACUCACACAUAGAAUCCCCCCUAAAACCCUGGAAUACUUUGUGAACCCUACUGUCCCCACCAGGCAUACUGGAACAUGGCUUCCUUUUUUUUUUCUCUCUCUCUCUCUCUUUUCCACUUUUUAUAUUAUAGAUUAUUAUUUUUUUUUCAUUAUUUUGGGACCUCUCCCUGUCUGCUGCUGGAGUGUUUCAUCAAUUAACCCCUUAGUCACCAGAAAGGUCAGAGUGCCUGCUAUUCUGGCCCAUUGAGGGUUAAUAGUGCUUGCACUACAGGUCCUGGGAACCCCAAGCAGCUUGGCGUGAGUUCUUUCCAUGCCAAAAGGGGGGUCCAUAAUGGUAUUAACAGGCACCAAGUAAGCUGUGUAUUGACGUACCAAGAUGCCUUGCCAUGGAAGAAUGUGUGUGCUUGUUGUGUAAUCUAUAUCAGUCUAUAUGUGUAGUUAUACAUACAUAUGUACCACUGUGUGUAUGUGUGUGUCUAUACAUAUAGGGAACGCACACAGUCGCAGACUUUGUCACACGCAGGAAAGAGACCUUUCCUCACCAGGCACAUUCACGCAGUGUCUGUUUCAGAACUCAUAUCCCAGAAUCCUCAGUAUGUAGAUAUGGUCACAUGUUCCUCGUUCACGCCUUCUUCCUGGCCACUAGAAAUAGAUUGCCCCCCAGAUAGCUAGCUAAUGAGAUUCCAUAUGUGCAGUGUACUCAGAGUUUAUCCCCCACUGGGCUCUGUUUGAUCACUGCUGAGCUGUCGCCAAAUAACAUGUAUGUUUGAGAUAGUUAUGGGCUAGAUAGUAGUAACUGGUCAUCACCCUUCUACUAUGUGACUUUAACCCCCAUUUCUUCUGCCAAGCAGGGCUAGCAAAUCAGAUCUUUCAGGGAUUAGGUUUUACUGUUUUUAUGAUAUAAAAAGGCCAAUGGACGCUGAUAUGGCGGGUGAUGAUGCUGCUGAUAGGUUCCUCUUGCACUGACAGUUCCUUCUAAUGACCACAAGGAAGCUGUAUGGGAAUGUGCACACUCUGCUUUUUUGCAAUAUGGAUGCGUAAGGGCUUUUCUGACUCUCAGUCCUGGACUAGACAACUGAAAGGGUUAAGUAAAGCUGGCCAUACAUGGGUGGAUAUAAGCUGCCAGUUUGGUCCCUUCGGACCGAAUUGGCAGUAUAUUGAAAGGGUUAAGUAAAGCUGGCCAUACAUGGGUGGAUAUAAGCUGCCAGUUUGGUCCCUUCGGACCGAAUUGGCAGUAUAUUGGACUGUACAUAGGGCCUUCCGAUGGCCUACCUCACCUACCUGGUUGCAAAAUCCCAUCAGACAAGGACCUCACCAACCAGGUAGCCUUCCAUUAUGAACGUAAUGUUGGCCUGGGCAAGAUAAGAAGAUUAGCCUAAUUUGGCCCAGCACAUGGGUGACCCAAGUUUGGUGAUUUGGUGCCCUCUCCAAACAAGGGGAUCUUCACAUAUUUGCCCAGUUUACACGCUCGGGUGGAGUUAACAGUUAUGAAACCUGAAGGAAGUAGUUUUUUGGGGAGGUCUUCACAGCAGCUUUUUUGUUUAGGAGGCCAUAAUUCAGUCUUGUCCUGUAUUAAAGGGAUCACCUUAACUUUGGAACAUGAACUCCAACUUAAGACUUUGUAGCCAUUAAAUGAUUCCCAGCCACUGUGUAUAGGAGAUAAAGAGCUAAAGGGAAUCCAUGGAAAACCACAGGAAUGAUCAUUGACCCCUGGGUGAUGGCCAAGGUCUCAUGAGACUACACAUCCACAGUCACUCACUUUAAUGGCCUAUAGGUUACUUAACCCUUUUUGUACUCCAGUCCCUGGGACAGUUCUCGUUUCAUGGCCAGGGUGUCUGUCAGUGCAGAAUAACAGGGAAUGGAGGCAGUAUAUAAGCGAAGGUGUCAAUACUUGCACAGACCACUUUACUAACCCCUCAUGUUUUCCUGUUACAUGUUAUGUGUAAUGACCUGCCCUGUGUUAAUCUUGUCCUUUACAGAGGGCGACCAGCCGGUUCCUUUACGGUUUUAUCUUCCAUGUUUUUCCUCAGGCUUCUGUAUCAUUCCUACUCUCCUUCUGACGCACUUUGCCAGACCAUCUAGAUGGGCCGCUAAGCCUUCUAGAUGGACCUGUAAAGCCACCACUAGACUACCAAUAAGCAGAACGGGUUUUGCUCUCAUUUUUUGGUAAGACAGUUGUUCCAAAUUAGAAUAAAGGAGCAGGAGGAGAGAAAUAAAGAACAAACUGAGCUGAGAAAAUACAGUUCUCAGUUCUUAGGGAGAAAUUGUGACUUUCAAAUGGGAAGGGGGCGGGGGGAAUAAUGGUUUUUAUGUCCUACUUCCAGUCUGUUUCGGCAGCUUAUCUGUGAAACAUCCAAUACCAGGUGUGAGACUAUGAAACGUGUUGCUUCGUGUAUACAAUUAAAAAAAAAAAUAAGAAAAAACUGAAACUGUUUAAAACAAAAAAAAAAAAAAGAAGAAGAAGAAGAAGAAGAGGACAAUUUCCGGGUGUCUUUUAGCUGUCUCAUUCCAAUUUCAACGUGUGUUACAAUAUGCAGUAUAUUCUAAGCUAACGUGAGUGUUUCUAUCUGUCGUCCUUCUCUGUGCUUUUAAACUGUAGUCUGGGUCUGUCAUGUUCUUUACUCCCUGUGUGUCAGUGAAUCAGUGGUACAUGGGGGCUUGUGGAUGUUUGUAUAGUGCCAAAGCUGCUUUCACUGUUAGUACACCCUAUGGGUAUCUUUGCAAUUCCUUUGUUUUCAGUUUUUUGCCGUCGCUUUUACUGUUGUGGAAUUUAGUACUCUGUCCUAAUUACUGUUCUGUACUUUUUAACUCUGUCCUGUUGUCUGUCAUUCCCAUCACAAGCCAAUAAGACGUGUAUUUCCAAAAUGGCAGCCUGCGUUGGAGUCUGUAUCUGGCGGGUCCGUCUCUGGACAGGGCAACUGGUUCUGUUAUGGUUCUGAGGAGAUGAGUUGAGGCAUUACUGUGCGCUGGCUUCUCUGGCUGUCUCUGACAGAAGACUUAAAGGUCAUUAAAGUAUAAUGGAAUAAUUCAAACAUACAUUAACAAUGGGGGAGCACAGUCCUGUGUCUUAUUCCUCUCUGUCCCUUCCCCAACCAUCUCCGACUAUAUUCUACAACUAGACACACUAUAUAUCCUCAAUAUUUUGGGUGCCUUAUUGCCAUCCAGGCAUUGCAAAUGUUUUCAUUAGAUGACUAUGGUAUGUGCCAAACUGCCAGCCUUCACUUUGCUGGUCUUCCCUAACAAUCAAGAAAGCAGCCCUAUAGCCAACAAUUUCUUAUCCCGUCUGCUUUUGAAAAAAAACCAAGACCAGAAGUGGUGUUGGACCUCAGUGUGGCCUCAGGGAAACCAAUGGGAGACCUCAGUGUCACUACCAGGAGGACAAUAGUAAACCUCAGUGUCACUACCAAGAGGCCAAUAGCAAACCUCAGUGUCACUAGCAGGAGGCCAAUAGGAAACCUCAGUGUCACUAGCAGGAGGCCAAUAGGAAACCUCGGUGUCACUACCAGGCGGCCAAUGGGAAACCUCAGUGUCACUACCAGGAGGCCAAUGGGAAAGCUCAGUGUCACUACCAGGAGGCCAAUAGGAAACCUCAGUGUCACUAACAGGAGGCCAAUGGGAAACCUCAGUGUCACCAACAGAAGGCCAAUAGGAAACCCCAAUGUCACUACCAGGAGGCCAAUAGGACACCUCUGUGUCACCACCAGGAGGCAUGGAGGCCAAUGGGAGACCUCAUUGUAUCUACCUGGAGGCCAAUGGAAGAAUCCAUUGCUAAAUGCAGCCUUUUGUCCAUAAUUUCCCACAACCAUCUCAUGCUAUCAUAAAAGCCCAUUGAUAGGAGUGAAUGGACACUUGCUUUGUGUGUUCUGAACACAUAAAAGCCAUUAUUGGGGUUGGGCUGACCUGGCCUCCUGGGAAGUGGGAUCUGCCCUUUCCAUUAGUCCUUUCUUAUUUCCACUUAUAACUCUAUACCAAGGGGCAGUGUCCCCAUCUAAUUGCUCUAAGAGUGGGUCCUGGAUGUCGGGUUCUCUGGUUGGUUGUAGGGCCAACAUUGUGGGACAUUAUACAUCCUGGUAUCUCAGAGCCUCAAAGGAAUGUCAUGGUAAUCCAUCCCCAAGUCUAUCUUUUCACAUUGGUAAUGCAGAAACACUUCUCUUUGUAGCUCUAGCAAGGAGUGGCCUCUAACAUUUGGUGGCUUUCAGUCUCUGUCAGAUAUGUCAGCCAUCUCCACUCUAGAACCAGAAUGAGAACAUUCUAGAACCAGACCUGGGCCUCCUCGAACUCCGUGCAGCUGCAAACACUGAUAUAUCUCUAAAUUCCACUUCCAAGGUUUACGUUUGACUCUUUGUCUUCCAUCUUUGUUUAUUUUUUUUUUUAAGUUUUGUUCUUGUUUUUUUGUUUGAAAUUUUUUUUUCCAAUGGUGUUUGUGUCGUGUCGAAAGAUUAAAAAAAAAUAAUAUUAUUAAUAAUAAUAAACUAUUGAAGAUUUCUGGUUAUUUCAAGUGAGCGAAUUUAACAGCUGCUUUCGAAAUAAAAAUUGUCUGACAAUUUGCAAAAAUGACGAUAAAAAAAUCAAUUUGUCAUUUUUUUUUCUAUUUGUGACGGGCGUGUCUGUGUUUUUAACUCUUUCUUGUAAAUGAAUAUGAGAAACUUUAUACGGUUGGUGCCAGUCGGAGAAGGGAAGGGGGCGGUUAGGAAACGGGCGGCAUUGUACCUGUCCAUCCAGCAGUGUUACCAACGGAAACGUUUAAGAAAUAUAUAUAUAUUAAAACGUUUUAAAUCAAAACAAAAAAAAAAAAGCUAUAGUUAUGGGUACGUUUCCUUGUGUGUUUUACAAACUAACUCAGUUUUAACUCUACGUGCCUCAUCUGUUGUAUAAAAGAGUAAGAGAAACAUUAUUUUUCCAUUAACCAUCAUUUAAUACGGUGCAGAAACAAAAAAAAAGGAAAAUGACGAAAAAAAGCAAAAACUGUACAUAAUUUCAUUUUUUUUAAAACAAGGUUCUUUUUUAUACUUUUCUAGGCCUGCUUACACACCAUACAUGCUGUCUUUUAUGUAAAUUAAUUUCUUGAUUCAUCCGGCAGGAAUCAUUUUCAUAAUAAACUUUACAUUUUGGA
Molecule: messenger RNA, 8780 nt
Organism: Xenopus laevis (African clawed frog)
Lineage: Eukaryota; Metazoa; Chordata; Amphibia; Anura; Pipidae
Gene: npas3.L
Product: neuronal PAS domain protein 3 L homeolog
Exons: 12
Coding region: 333-3203 (956 amino acids)
Source: RefSeq, a predicted model, not a curated record